This is a messenger RNA of Acytostelium subglobosum LB1, 1965 nucleotides long. RefSeq lists its product as hypothetical. NCBI's taxonomy places the organism in Eukaryota, Evosea, Eumycetozoa, Acytosteliales, Acytosteliaceae. Gene Ontology annotation, molecular function: nuclease activity. The transcript has 7 exons. The record is from RefSeq and is a predicted model, not a curated record. Bases 1 to 1965 code for a protein of 654 amino acids.
AUGGGAGUAGCUGGAUUCACUACAUUCUUCAAGUCCUUUAGGUCUGGCAAGAGUAUUUCAGUGUCCGAGAUUGCCAAGACCAAGAGGGUCAUCAUCGCUAUUGAUGGCAACGCAUUGCUUUAUAACCUUGCUCAGACUGAACUAUCAUCAUGUGGCUCAUACUUGCACCUCAACAACUCAUUCAGAAGAUUCUUUGAGAUAUUGAAACGAUUCAAUGUCGAACCUGUUGUGUUCUUGGAUGGACUUUCACCAGAAUCUAAACUCGAAGAGUUGGAGUCUCGUUUCGCCAACAAGCUCAAGGACAUCAAGAUUGUGACCACCAACCUCAAGGAGAACAAGCCAUUCCCAUUCUCCACUGACUUUGCACCUGCACCAAAGUUGAUGGCUGCUCAAUUCAAACAUGUAAUGUCAGAUAUGGGCGUACAGUUCCAUACUACAUUCCUUGAACUGGAUCAAUACAUUGUACAAUGGGCAGAUGACAACAAGGACAAGGUAUUUGGCAUCUUAUCGAAUGACUCUGACUACUUCUUCUUCAGAUUCCAAAGUAUCUUGUACUUCCCACUGAACGAUUGGACUAUGGAUGACGACGAGAUACUUGGAGUUGGUUAUGUCACAGCUGAUGUAGCCGAGACCCUCGGCAUCUUGGAGAGGCAUCUCCCAAUACUUGCAACAAUCACUGGCAAUGACUUUACCAAGCACAUCAUCUCGAAACACAAGGGACCUCCAAAGUAUCGCAUACCAAAGAUCAUUGAGAACUUGAACAGGAAUAGACGACUGAAUAUCGAAUCAGUGUUCAAGGACAACUACUUCAAAUUAUCGGAUCAGGACUUAAAGACAUGCUUGAAGUCAUACAACUUCUACCAACCAAACGAGCAAGAGGUGUCGCCUGCUACGGGCAUCACUCAGGCGGACGGACUGUUCUUCCGCCACUGCACCGACCCUCGAUUCCUCAUGCUCAAGGCCGACCACAAGUACUUCAACAGAUUCUUUGGUACAGGUUACAACAUGGUCAACUACAACUACCUAUCGCUCCUUAUCUCCAAGCGACUACAAAUGUCCAGCUUCUGCAUUGAGCCAAACAUACACUAUCACCAAUCAAUCAUCUUCCACACGUCGCCCAUUCGCCAGAAGAUGUUUGGUCUGAUCUCCUACCCUCCAGAUCCCACUCCAUUCAAGUAUGUUGACCUUGUACCUCAUGAUGAUACAUACCUCCGCAACUUGGAAUCUCCAUUAUAUACAACAUUCGGUAUCGAUGAGUGUUGGGACGAGAAAGUCACGCUUAGUGCCAGAAUCAAGGAGUUCUGUCUAAUCUUUGGAUCGAGUGAGGCCAAGGCCAUCAGCUACAGCACCAAAUACACCAAAGGUGCCUUCGACGACUUGAUGCUCAUCCUCUUCUGUCGAUUCUUGAGGAGCAAGCAACUGGCUAUCAAUUUGGAAGAAUGGAUGAUUGACUUAUGGGUGUUCAACUACUUGUUGUUGGGACAGGGUAUCGCAUUGCCCAACCACGAAGUGUUUACAAAGGAUCAGAUCACUUAUAUGCCAACUCAGUUGUCUGACUUGUUUGCCACACUCUACUUCUUGGCCUACACAAUAGUAGAGGUGUUGAAUAUUGUCAGUUGGUGUCCAUUCCGAGCACCUCAUAAAGUGAUCGAUACCAUCAACCUACAUCUAUUGUGGACUGCCGCUUCACCACAUCUAUCAUCUCUGGCAAAUGGAACAGGACAUCGACUUGAUACAUUGUUCUCCAACACAGUUUACAAUGAUAUGAUUGAUGAUCAGAUCAGAUCAAAGUUUGAUCAACUCAAACAACAUAUCAAUCAUGUUGUUGAUGUUGUAGGAGAUGAUGAAGAUGAAGAUGAUGAUGAAGAUGAUGAAGAUGAUGAUGUUGACUCACUUUCAAGUGGAGUUCAAUCACUGGGCAUCAAGACCAUAACUACGAACAAUGGUGCGCCAUCAGCCAAUUAG